Rhipicephalus sanguineus (brown dog tick) is the source of this 3486-nucleotide messenger RNA. Its product is annotated as phospholipid-transporting ATPase ABCA3-like. Gene Ontology annotation, cellular component: intracellular membrane-bounded organelle; membrane. The record is from RefSeq and is a predicted model, not a curated record. Gene Ontology annotation, biological process: lipid transport; transmembrane transport. The transcript is spliced from 18 exons. Bases 1 to 3486 code for a protein of 1161 amino acids. NCBI's taxonomy places the organism in Eukaryota, Metazoa, Arthropoda, Arachnida, Ixodida, Ixodidae. Gene Ontology annotation, molecular function: ABC-type transporter activity; lipid carrier activity; ATP binding.
AUGCACCAACCGGUUAAGGGCACCCCAUACGACGGUGUCCGGCUGGAAGUCGUCACCCUGCUGCACGACACCGGUCUGAUACAUUACCGCUCUGAUCGGGCGGUCACGUUGUCCUUGGGCCAACAGCGACGCCUCUGCGCGGCCCUGGCCAUCGUUUCCAAGCCGAAGGUGAUCAUCUUGGAUGAGCCCACGUCCAACAUGGACCCGGAGGGUCGCCGAGAGAUGUGGGAGCUGCUGCUUAAGAUACGCCGGAGCUGCGCGGUGUUUCUCACGACCCAGCAUCUUGAUGAAGCGGACGUCCUGGGUGACCGCAUAAUCAUCAUAGCCAAUGGCAUAAUUCGGUGCAUCGGCUCCCCGACCUUCCUAAAGCAUCGCUUCUGCACGGGCUACCGCAUGUUAGUGUACAAGCACCACACAUGCGACGUGCCACGCAUCGAGACGCUUCUGCGCAAGUAUGCACCCAAGGUGAAACUGCAGAGCGACUCAAUCAACGAGGCCGUCUUCCAUUUGGGACAGAUUCCCUCCACUAAACGCAUCAUUUCCAUGUUCAGGGACAUCGAAAAGUACAGCAGUAACUUGGGCAUCGAGUCGCUGGGCUUGACAGUGACCUCGCUCGAAGACGUCCUCAUAUGCGUCGCCGAAGAGCACCACGUGCAUCACCACAAGCUCACUCAGAUCACCAAGUGUGACGCAUCCCUAAUCGAAACCAAGGAAACCUUAGUAGGCGUCAUGGCGAGCACGGUCUCCUCGAAUCCGGGAUUCGCGCGUCGCAUGUGGGCGCUAAUUUGCAAGCGAGCCACCUGCGUCUCGCGGCAACUGAAGAUCCCGCUGUUCAGUUGGCUGCUGCCCAUGAUGCUGCUGUGGUUGCUCUUCACAUUCGAGGACGUGGCACUGCACCGCAACGCCAUUGUCGUCGAACAUGUGGGCAACACGCUCUCCUACAGCUUCGUCGAGCUCGUCGGCAAGGCCAACGGCUUCGCACAAGUUAGGCAAGGCGGAGUGUUUUACAUCGACUACAUCCUGCCCAUGAUAAGACCACAUGUCACCACCGUCGAUAUCAUUUCUCCCGACGAAAACGUGGACAAGUGGCUGCUCGGCCUGGCUAAGGAUGAUUUGCGUCAUUAUGUCUUCAUGACGCACUUCGGGCUGCAGCUACUUGAACAAGGAAGGACGGUGCUCUGGUACAACGGCGAGAUCCAGCACAUGGCGCUACUAGUCAUGACGCUGUUCAACAAUGGCCGCCUGCACUCCGUCACCGGUGAAUCCGACGCACUGUUCAGCUUCGAGGUGACUGUGCUCGACGGCGCCGAUGUGGGUGAUGAGGAGGAGGUGGCGAGCCAAGGCGCCUACCGUCAGCUGCUGCCCAAGAUUCUGCGCUCCAUAUUCUUUCCCAUGGUGUCCAGCCUUAUGUGCAGCAAUUUCGUGCUUUUUCCAAUCACCGAGAGGGUGCUGCAGGUGAAGCACCUGCACACCAUUGCGGGAAUCGGACCAUUCCUCUACUGGAUCACCAAUUUUCUCUGGGAUUUCAUGUUUUACAUGGGCACCGCCAUCUUCAUCUUGCCGCCCAUUGCUUACUUCCACGCCGAUUCGCUGGAUUUCAACUACAUUCAACUCAUCUUCAUAUUGAAUAUCCUACAUGGCUACGCCGUGCUACCGUUCAUCUACAUAUGUUCCUUCUUUUUCGACAACCCUGGCUUCGGAUCCUCUGCGCUUGCCAUCUCGACGUUUGUAAUAUCGUCGCUUUGCUGCAUGGGUGCCGUGUUCAUGGAGCAUUACGCGGAAACGCUGAACAACGUUCCACUCACGGUCUUUAUCGAGACGAUUCUCCAAUCGGCGCGGCUGCUGCCUUCCUAUUCGUACUCGCGUGGCAUGACCAAAGUGCUGCAGUUGGCCACCGAGAAUGCGGUCUGCCGACGCGGCGGAGAUGACCUCGAAUCUGCCUGCCAAGAAAAGACUGUUGCCUUCAAGAUGUCACUGCAACAGUGCUGCAAGCGUAAGAGAUUUUGCACCGUACGUGUCAGGUACAUCGCCGAUCCUGACCCUUAUGGUUACGCAAUUGGCCCUUUGGACGUGCACUGGUACUCGGCAUUCUACGAGGUGCUCACCCUGUUUCUGGAAGGGCCGCUGCUUUUCGGUCUGCUAGUAUUCGCCGACUACUACUUGCUGCGCCAUCUGGACCGAAACUUGAGCGCGCCCGAGGCCGAAAACAAUCUGCGCCUCCUAGUCCCGCCGGCAGAGCAAGGAGUCGCCCCGACGUUAUCGCUUUCCAAGACCAAGCAGCACGAGGACACGGAUGUUGUGAACGAAGACAAACUGGUAGCGAACCUUGUCCAAUGUCCGCCGAAGCCUUCGCCAGCAGAACAGGCUACACCGAGCCAGCCUUCCAAGCCGCCGCCCCAGAUACGCAUGCAGGCACAGAAGCAGCUACAAACACCAUCGCCGGCUCCAGACAGCACACGGCCUGCCAUGGCGGUGUACCGCCUCCACAAGGCUUAUGGUUACCUGGAAGGCCACACUGUGCUGCAGGGCCUGAGCUUCAGCGUCCGCUCGAGCGAGUGCUUCGGCCUUCUUGGAGUCAAUGGCGCCGGAAAGACGACCACCUUCAAAAUACUGACCGGCGAAAUCCUGCCGCACGAGGGCGACGCCUACAUUGGCAACGUUUCCGUCGUACGAAAUGUGUACGAGUUUCAGGGCUUCCUCGGCUACUGCCCGCAAAGCAACGCCCUGCUGGAUGCGCUGACGGGCAUUGAGACGCUGAUGCUGUACAUCCGGUUGCGUGGUAUUCCGGUCACCAAAGAGUACGUGGACACGUUACUGGAGAUCUUCAGCUUGGAUGACAUUGGAGAUCAUCUAGUCUCCACGUACAGCGCAGGAAACCGGCGCAAGCUGUCCCUGUGCGUAUCGCUGAUCGGCAUGCCGAGGAUGCUUCUGUUGGACGAGCCCUACUCCGGGUUGGGAACCCUUUCGCGGAAGCGAAUCGUCCACUACAUCAGCUCGCUGCAGAAGCGCACAAAGAUAUCCAUCGUGCUCUCCUCUCACAGUCUGGCAGAUGUGGAGUUCCUGUGCAACCGCAUCGCCAUCCUCGGAAGCGGCAAGCUGCAGUGUCUGGGUUCGCUGGCGCACCUGAAGCAUAAGUUUGGCCAGGGCUACACCAUCACCGUGAAGACGUACCCGGACCGCAAGCAGGACUUCCUAUAUCAGCGAGAUGUUGCCCGCGAAGUCAGCAAGAACUUCCAAGAAGUGGAGCUCAUGCACAGCUACGAGGGCCUGCUUGAGUUCCGGGUGUCCCGGAUUAGCAUGCUCUGGAGCGAAAUGUUCACCCGCAUGGCGAGGAUCAAGAAGCGCUUCAAGCUGCAGGACUUCUACAUCGCCGACACCUCUCUGGAGCAAAUAUUUCUCAGUGUGACGCGCAAGGAAGCCAGCGAGGCAGCCGCUGCAGCCAUGCUACGGACGCACAACCCAUCUGGGACCUCUUUGGGCAUAUGA